Messenger RNA from Auxenochlorella protothecoides, 252 nucleotides. RefSeq lists its product as hypothetical. The transcript has a single exon. The coding region runs from base 1 to 252 and encodes 83 amino acids. Lineage: Eukaryota; Viridiplantae; Chlorophyta; Trebouxiophyceae; Chlorellales; Chlorellaceae. The record is from RefSeq and is a predicted model, not a curated record. Gene Ontology annotation, biological process: vacuolar proton-transporting V-type ATPase complex assembly.
AUGGCGGCCACUAACUUGAUGAUCCACACCCUUCUCAUGGGCCUGGUUCCUCUCAUCACAUUUGUGGUGGCAAAGAGGGGCACCCUGGACGUGCUGCUCGAGAUCCUGAGCGCGGAGGAGGUCAGCGACAGCAAUCGGACGGUGCUGGGAGGCCUGCUGGCCCUCCUGGGGGUGAAUGUGGUCAUCGUCUCCUUCAUGAUCUGCGCUUGGUACGAGACCCCAGCCAUCGUCCCCGCGAAAAAGCGGGAGUGA